Messenger RNA from Paramecium octaurelia, 508 nucleotides. NCBI's taxonomy places the organism in Eukaryota, Ciliophora, Oligohymenophorea, Peniculida, Parameciidae. The record is from the annotation of a GenBank genome assembly.
ACCUAAAAAAGCAAAAAGAAUUACGGAAAGAAGCGAAUGACAAAAAUUUAAUGAUUAGCUAAUCAACUAAUUUAAAUAUAUGAUGUUUGUUUUAUCGAAGAAAAAACUUGAUUACUGAAAAUAGAAAAUGGAAUUUUGAUCAAAAUAAAUCAGAAAUUGAAUCCAUUUACUUGACUAUCAAGAUGUAAUCAAUAAUUUUUAUCAAAAAGUUUUCAUUUCCUGCCUUUUCACAUUAUACUAUUUUUAGACUUAAUGAAUGAGUAUUGGUUCUUAAUUGUCAAUGAGCAAUUUAGGGUCCUUAAAUUGCUCAUUUACAGAAUUUUAACCUCUACUCAUUCAUUUAGUAACGUUAAAUGGUGCUUAUGGACUUAGGCUAAUAUUUGUGGGUUUUUAUAAAAAUUCUUGUGACCAUUGUACAUAUUCUUAAUUGUAAUAAUAUCACUGAUUGCUUUCAGUAAUGUUAGCCUAUAUUAAGAAAUAAAAUAUAACUUCUAUAAAUAAUGAAAAU